CCGGGCCCCACCGCACGUGUCACUUGAACCUGUACUACGUACUAUAUAUACUCCUCCCGAGCAGAGCAACCCGAAGCAGAGCCCACUGGUGUAGUGAGAGUCACCAAAAAGGCCAAAACACAACAUCACCGUUGAUCUCUGAUGGAGUCCGACGCGUCGACCUCCCCGCGCCGGAGUGACAGCAGCGACUCUUCCACCUGCUCCGACGGCGAUGACCUCCUGUCCUCGUCGUCCCCCAAGGGCACGGGGAUACACCGCCUGCCGCCGCUGCCCUGCGCCACCGAUGGCGCCAUCGCGGCCCUGGUGGAGGAGCUCGAGUCGCCCGCGUCGUCGCUGGACGACCUGCGCCGCGCCGCCAUGGAGCUCCGCCUGCUGGCCAAGCACAGCCCGGACAACCGCCUCCGCAUCGUGGCCGCGGGGGCCCUGCCGCCGCUGGUGGCGCUGCUGUCCCGGCCGGACCCGCUGCUCCAGGAGCACGGCGUCACCGCGCUGCUCAACCUGUCGCUCCGCGAGGACAACAGGGGCGCCGUCGUGGACGCCGGCGCGGUCGGCCCGCUGGUGCGCGCGCUCAGGUCGGCCGCGUCCCCGGCGGCGCGCGAGAACGCGGCCUGCACGCUGCUCCGCCUGGCGCAGCUGGACGGGUCAGCGGCGGCGGCCAUCGGGCGCGCGGGCGCCGUGCCGGUGCUGGUGUCGCUGCUGGAGUCGGGCGGGGCGCGGGGCAAGAAGGACGCGGCGACGGCGCUGUACGCGCUGUGCAGCGGGGCCCCGGAGGAGAACGGGCCCCGCGCGGUGGAGGCCGGGGCGGUGCGCGCGCUGCUGGAGCUGAUGGGCGAGCCGGAGCGCGGGAUGGUGGAGAAGGCGGCGUACGUGCUGCACGCGCUGGUGGGCACCGCGGAGGGGCGCGCGGCGGCCGUGGCGGAGGGCGGCGUCCCCGUGCUGGUGGAGAUGGUGGAGGGCGGCACCCCCCGGCACAAGGAGAUGGCCACGCUGUGCCUCCUCCACGUCUGCGAGGACAACGCCGCCUACCGCACCAUGGUCGCGCGCGAGGGCGCCAUCCCGCCGCUCGUCGCGCUCUCCCACUCAUCCGACGCGCGACCAAAGCUCAGAGCCAAGGCAGAGGUGUUGGUCGGGUUGCUGCGGCAGCCGAGGAGCGGGAGCCUGUUGCGGGCGCGGCCGUCGGUGGCGGCUUCAAGGUUGCCGGCCGGUCUCUGUAAUUAGGGGAUGUUUGGUUAAUGUAUAGCCUUGUCAUAACUAAGUUUAGGUUAGUUGAGGGAUGGUGGCACUAGUGUGGCUUAGAAAUAGUUGAUCAUAAGUGUGGCAAAAUUAGCUUUAAAUUUGAAUUUGAGAGUAUGGCAUGUGGGUCCCAGGCUAUAAAAGUGUGGCAUGACAUAAUUGCUAUAGCGAACCAAACACAUACCUAAGAAAUUGUGGUAUAACUAAAGUGUAGCGUGGUAAAGUGUGGCAACCAACCAAACAGUCCCUUAGUACUAGCGUAUAAUAUUUACUAGGUGUGUAUUAUGUAAAUAGUAUUACGAGUAUCUCAUUAGGCCAUUCCAA
This is a messenger RNA of Oryza sativa Japonica Group (Japanese rice), 1557 nucleotides long. The record is from RefSeq and is a predicted model, not a curated record. Lineage: Eukaryota; Viridiplantae; Streptophyta; Magnoliopsida; Poales; Poaceae.